AUGGAAGGCCUUGCUGGAUAUUAUGGUGUUACAAGAGGUCCCAAUCCACUUAGUACGGACUCGAAAAUCAUUGUUUCUUCAGCCGAUUCCAGUUUUGCUAAUUCACAAACUACUGUCUACCCGCCUAGUUCUAUAGUUACAUACCCAACUCAUAUUAAUCCAGGCGGUCUUCCUCCACGUUCUGGUCCAACACUUCCGGGCAACAUCAGUGGUUAUUAG
Messenger RNA from Rotaria sp. Silwood1, 219 nucleotides. The record is from the annotation of a GenBank genome assembly. Lineage: Eukaryota; Metazoa; Rotifera; Eurotatoria; Philodinida; Philodinidae.